Zingiber officinale is the source of this 1405-nucleotide messenger RNA. Its product is annotated as probable plastid-lipid-associated protein 3, chloroplastic. The transcript is spliced from 3 exons. Bases 99 to 1247 code for a protein of 382 amino acids. The record is from RefSeq and is a predicted model, not a curated record. Lineage: Eukaryota; Viridiplantae; Streptophyta; Magnoliopsida; Zingiberales; Zingiberaceae.
GUCCUUGCUGAUACAGGUGAUUUCUACAACUUGCAGAGCACAGCGCCGCAGCCAUUGCUUUAACAGCAUAUCUCCCGCUCCGGCUUGUCCCGACGCAAAUGGCGGCGCUCCUGCCUUCCUCGCUGCUAUCGCUCUCCUCCUCAGCCGCGGCCUCUCCGAACUCUGGCGGCUCCCUUCGCCUACUCCCUUUCCUCUUCCGACCGACCCUCUCCUUUGUUUCUCUCUCCGCCUCCGCACAAAUUCGUCGGCCCUCCUCUGUCUCCACCCGAGCGGGAAAAGGCCGGGAUCCCCGAAUCCCCGACGAAUGGGGGGAAAAGACGGAACCUGAAGCCGAGCGGCCUUCUGCCCCGGAUCCUCCCGUGGACGAGGACGAGUGGGGCGCCGAACCGGGGCCCCCGAAGGACGCUGCGGUAGGCACCACCGACGAGUGGGGAGAGAAGGCGGAGCCCGAGGUGGAGGCGCCGUAUCCGGCGGAUCCUUCUAGGGAUGAGGACGAAUGGGGCGCGGAAGCAGGCUUUCUGUCGGGGAAUGGAACCCCUGUGCCGGAGGAUGAUAAGCUCGGGGACUUAAAGCGGUGCCUUGUGGACUCGUUGUACGGCAUGGAAUUGGGGCUCAGAGCAACGCUUGAAGAUAGAGCCGAGAUCUUGGAGUUGGUCAACCAGCUCGAGGCCGCCAAUCCCACUAAGGCUCCGACUGAGGCACCGGAGCUUCUUGAUGGAAAUUGGAUUUUAUUGUAUACAGCAUUUUCGGAGCUUUUACCUCUUUUAGCAGUUGGAGCAACACCCUUGUUGAAAGUAAAAACGAUAUCUCAAGUUAUUGACAGUAAGACACUUGAAAUCGUAAAUGCCACAACUCUCUCCAGCCCAUUUGCCACCUUCUCUUUCAGUGCUACUGCAUCUUUUGAGGUUCAAACUUCAUCCAGAGUACAGGUUCAGUUCAAGGAAGGAGUCUUUCAGCCUCCAGAGAUAUCAUCAUCAUUGGACUUACCAGAAACAGUAGAUAUAUUUGGCCAGAAGAUUGACCUGAAACCUGUUCAACAGACACUGAACCCCAUACAAGAGGCCGCUGCAAACAUAACUCGUUCCAUCUCUGGCCAGCCACCUCUCAAAGUUCCACUGCCUGGAAACGGAGCUGCGUCAUGGCUUCUGAUAACGUACCUCGAUCACGAUUUUAGAAUCUCAAGAGGCGAUGGGGGUUUGUUUAUUCUCGCAAAAGAGGGAAGCCCUUUGCUGGAUUUACUAUCCUAAAGCAUUAGGUAUGUCAAGCGAUUGUUGUUCAUGCUGCUGAACUCACUCCCUAUUGAAUCAUGUAUAGCAUAUACUUAAGGAUGCAAAUCAUAUCACCUUGAGCUACUUUUUUCUUUCUAAAUUUGCAUAUAGUAAUCAGAUAUCGUUUUCUCGAAUGA